Aspergillus fischeri NRRL 181 is the source of this 294-nucleotide messenger RNA. Its product is annotated as SNARE domain- containing protein. Gene Ontology annotation, biological process: intra-Golgi vesicle-mediated transport. The transcript is spliced from 3 exons. The record is from RefSeq and is a predicted model, not a curated record. Lineage: Eukaryota; Fungi; Ascomycota; Eurotiomycetes; Eurotiales; Aspergillaceae. The coding region runs from base 1 to 294 and encodes 97 amino acids.
AUGGGAGACGCCUACGAACGUGAACAACAAAACAAUGCCCUCCUCAACUCCCUAUCUAGCAAAGUCUCGGCCCUGAAGUCCGUCACCAUCGAUAUCUACGAUAAUGCCCGGGACCACGAAACGCUGGAUCACUCUAGCCAGGUCUUCUCCUCCCUGUCGACGAACCUCAAAGGCAGCGCGAGCCGCUUGACCCGCAUGGCGAAACAGGGGGAUACGGUUGCGAUUAUGAAAGUCGCGGGGAUCGUGAUUGGCGCGGGGAUUGCGCUGUGGUUGUUGCUGGGGUGGAUUUUCUGA